This is a messenger RNA of Candida albicans SC5314, 1719 nucleotides long. RefSeq names its product putative amidase. Bases 1 to 1719 code for a protein of 572 amino acids. The transcript has a single exon. Lineage: Eukaryota; Fungi; Ascomycota; Pichiomycetes; Serinales; Debaryomycetaceae. The record is from RefSeq and is a predicted model, not a curated record.
AUGACUAUAACACACCAACACCCAGUUUAUAAAGAUAUUGCAGCUAAGAAAAAAUCUAUUCGUGACGAUAAGUUUAAUCCUGAAUGGUUGAUUCCACAACACGAAUUGCCCGAUGAUGAAGUUACUGAUGUUUUAAACUGGAUUAAAAAGACAAACCAUUUAACUCCAGAGGAAAUAAUUAUAACUGAAUCGAAAGCAGUUGACAUUGUCAAUAAUAUUAAAUCACAAACUUGGACAUCUUUAGAAGUCACAUUAGCAUUUUGUCAUCGUGCCUCAAUUGCCCAUCAAUUGACUAAUUGUUUGACAGAAAUUUUUUUUGACGAAGCAAUCAAGAGAGCAAAAGAGUUAGACCACUAUCAAUUGGUUUCACCUGGUGGCGGUAAACUUGCUGGUCCCUUUCACGGUUUACCUAUUUCAUUAAAAGACAAUUUCAAUGUUAAGGGCCAUGGUACUACUUUGGGUAUGGUAAAUUUUUGUUUUAAUCCACAACAAGUUGAGUAUGAUUCUACAUUAGUAGAAAUGCUCCGCCAAUUAGGUGCAAUAUUAUAUGUGAAAACAAAUGUCCCUGUGGCUAUGAUGAUGCCUGAAACCACAAAUCAUGUUUGGGGCAGUACCGUAAAUCCAAUGAAUCGAUUAUUAAGUUGUGGUGGUUCACUGGGUGGUGAAUCAGCAUUAAUUAAAUUAAAAGGCUCACCAAUUGGUAUUGGGCUGGAUAUUGGUGGGUCUAUUCGUAUCCCGGCAUCUUUCCAAAACUUGUAUGCUAUCAAACCUUCAUUCGGUAGAUUUCCUACAUUUGGGACUCGUUCAGGUUUACCAGGGUUAGAGUCAGUCAAUAGUGUAAAUGGUCCAAUUAGUAAUAGCCUUGAUGAUUUAGAGUUUUACUGCAAGACAAUAAUCGAUGCUAAACCCUGGUUGAGUGAUGCUAAAUGUAUCGAGAUUCCUUGGCGACAAGUUGAGUUUGGCAAUGACUCUAUUGAUAGAGAAAAAGUCAAUGGCAACAGUGCUUCGUCACAAGCAUCUCCAAAAUUGAAUAUUGCCAUAUUAAUGGAUGAUGGGUUUGUUCGACCAACUCCUCCAAUACGUCGUGGAAUGGAAAUUGUUACUGAAGCAUUGAAAAAAGAUGGUCAUCAUUUAAUUGAAUGGGAUCCUCAAGAUCAUGUUCGGUUAUCAGAAAUCAUUGGUCAGUUUUUCGUUAGUGAUGGGGGUCACCACGUUUUGGAGGAAACUACUGUGGUAAAUGAGCCGUUUUUCCCAUAUAUGGAAAACUAUGGAACCAGUAAAGAUAUUCCCGUGUCUCAGUUAUGGCAAUUACAACGUGAAAGAACAGUUUUGAUUGAUAAAUAUCUUAAACGAUGGAAUUCCACUGCUGAUAUUACUACCAAUGGGAAGCCAAUUGAUGCUAUUAUCAUGCCUGCAACUCCAUUUGCUGGCAAUCCGUUAGGGAAAUUCCCCACAUAUGUUGGCUACACAUCCCCAUUUAAUGCUCUUGAUUAUACUGUUGGUGUGUUCCCGGUGACCAGGGUCGAUAAAACUGUGGAUGUUGGUGAUGAAGCUCCUGGAAAUUACAAUGAAAUUGAUGUCCAAGUCUGGAAAGACUAUGAUCCUGAAGAAAGUCACGGUGGUGCUGUUGCUUUACAAUUGGUUGCAAGAAGAUUCGAAGAGGAAAAAGUAAUUGCUAUGAUGAAGAUCAUUUCAGAGUUAAUUAACUAUACUGAUUAA